This is a messenger RNA of Lathyrus sativus (Indian pea), 954 nucleotides long. NCBI's taxonomy places the organism in Eukaryota, Viridiplantae, Streptophyta, Magnoliopsida, Fabales, Fabaceae. The record is from the annotation of a GenBank genome assembly.
AUGGUUACAAAGAAUGAGAUCCCAAUUUUGGAUGUUAAUAGGAAGAAUGAAGUAAUUUUAGAAGAAGGGGGCAAAGAAUGGAAAGAAAUGAGCAAGAAAGUGAAAGAAGCAUUUGAAAGUCACGGUUAUUUUCUUGUAAGAUGUGAUGAUAUUUCAAAUGAUUUACAUGAUGGAUUUUUCACAGGCAUGAAAUCAUUGUUUAACUUACCUGAAGAAACUAAGAAAAAGUUUAUCAGCCCAAGGGCUUAUAGGGGAUACAUGGCAAAAAGUCGUGUCAUUCCAUAUUCUGAAAGCUUUGGAAUUGAUAAUGAUCUUAAUCCAGAAACCGCUCACCAAGAUUUCAUUGAUCUCAUGUGGCCUCAAGGAAAUCCAACUUUUAGUGCAGCACUAAGUUCCUAUGCCUCAAAAGCUCGUGAACUAAGUUCACUUAUUUUAAAGAUGAUUGUAGAAGCUUUUGAGCUUCCACAACAUUACAACUUGAAUGUUGAAGAGUUGAAUUACUACAAUGAUGCACGAAUGACUAGGUACUCAACUUCAAAAGAGUCCAAUGGUUCUAAUAUUGGUUUUAUAUCUCACACUGACAAAGGAACCAUUUCCCUUAUAUGUGACAAUGGAGUCCAAGGUCUACAGGUGCUACCCAAAAUAGGCAAUUGGGUUGAUGUAAAUAUUCCCCCCAACGGCUUUGUGGUAGUUGCUGGUGAUAUAUUGCAGGCAUGGAGUAAUGGGAGACUUGAGGCGGCCACACACCGAGUGGUGGCAAGAGAUGAAGAGAGAUUUGCAUUUAUAUUUUUUGCAGUACCAAAGGAAGGUAUGAUAAUUGAGGCACCAUCAGAGUUUGUGGAUGAUCAAAACUAUCCUCUCCGCUACCGUCCGUUUGAGUAUGAUGAGUAUGUCAAUUAUCAAUAUUCAACUGGAAUAGAUGAGGCCCCAUUGGAAAAAUUUGCUGGAGUUUGA